AACUCACAGAGAUGACAAUGGCGUUACUGGUUUAUACACUCGGGCUAAUUGCGGUGGCUGUUUUUCUUGCUUUGCUGACUUACGUCUCAUACGAGCUGCUCAGCGGGUAUUUGUAUAAAUGGUAUGAGAUGAAGCCGAUUCCUGGAGUUGCUGGUGCUUACCCUAUCAUAGGGCAUGCUCUGCAGUUCAAAGCCAAUGCAGGAGAUUUCUUCGCUCAGAUCAUAGAGGGCACAAAUGAGUUCAGACAUUUGCCUCUGCUGAAGAUAUGGAUAGGGCCAGUACCUUUCAUUGUCUUAUUUCAUGCAGAGACUAUUGAGGUGGUGCUGAACAACCCAAAGCACUUGGAUAAAUCAUUUGCCUACAGGUUCCUGUACCCCUGGCUGGGAACUGGUCUUCUGACUAGUACAGGUGACAAAUGGCGCAGACGGCGGAGGAUGUUGACCCCGACUUUUCACUUCUCCAUACUGACCGAGUUCCUCGAAGUAAUGAACGAGCAGGCGGAGGUUCUGACCGAGAAACUGGAGAAGCAGGCGGGAAGAGGAUCGUUUAACUGUUUUAGUUUCGUCACACUCUGCGCGCUGGACAUCAUAUGCGAAACUGCUAUGGGUAAGAAAAUCUACGCACAGAAUAACUCUGACUCCGAGUAUGUUCAAAGUGUAUACAAGAUGAGCGAUAUCGUCACCCGUAGGCAGAGGACACCGUGGUUUUGGCCAGAUUUUAUCUACUAUUUUCUGGGAGAGGGAAAAGAGCACAACAGAAGACUGGAGAUCCUGCAUUCCUUCACUGAGAGUAGCGAAACUGAGCAGUGGUGUAAGGACGUGACCUUGCAGGUAAUCAGGGAGAGAGCAGAGUCCAUGAGCCACGCCGACUCUGAUGGGGAAUCCAAACACGGCGCGAGGAAGAGGAGAGCCUUCCUGGACAUGCUUCUGGAGAGCACAGACGAGGAAGGGCACAGUCUCAGCCACAGAGACAUUCAGGAGGAGGUGGACACCUUCAUGUUCGAGGGCCAUGACACCACAGCAGCCUCGUUGAACUGGACCCUUUACCUUCUGGGCUCUCACCCAGAAGAACAGAGAAAGGUCUGGCAGGAGCUCCAGGAGGUGUUCGGGUCGUCGGAGCGGCCGGUGACCAUGGAAGACCUGCGCGGGCUGCGCUACUUGGAGUGCGUGGUGAAGGAGAGCCUGCGCAUCUUUCCCUCCGUCCCGCUGUUCGCACGACGCGUCUGCGAAGACUGCCGCAUCAAUGGCUUCAGAGUUCCCGAAGGAGUCAACGCGGUCAUCAUACCAUAUGCUUUGCACCGAGACCCACGAUACUUCCCUGACCCGGAAGAGUUCCGGCCGGAGCGCUUCUUGCCGGAGAAUUCUGCAGGGAGAAAUCCAUUUGCUUUCAUUCCGUUCUCCGCAGGAAUGAGGAAUUGCAUCGGUCAGCGCUUCGCUCUGAUGGAGGAGAAGGUGGUCCUGGCGUGGAUAUUACGCCGCUUCGCCGUGGAGUCCUGUCAGAACCGGGAUGACCUACGACCCCUGGGAGAGCUGAUACUGCGCCCGGAGAAGGGCAUCUGGAUCAAACUGGAGCAGAGAACACGCUAGAAACCUGCACAGCCGAUGCAAAGCCCCCCCUCUCUAUGACAAAAAACCCCACAUCCUUUCGUGUUUCCUAGAGCUUUUAUUCGCUAAUCUCACCAGCCCUGUUACAGCUGCCUCAUGCUUGUUUAUACUUGGGACACUGAAUUCUAGUCUCCCAUAUAUUUUUUGCACAUCACAGUGGACUUCACUGGUACCGCAUAACUACCGGAAAAUAGCUCCUUAAUUGCGGAACGAGAUUAUGAAUGUCUCAGUUGAACAAAACUGACUGUCACAAAUAGUGCCUGUUGAAAUUGAUGGGGAAUGUAACCAGUGGUUUCUCGAAUGUAAGAGGUUUUUUCCUAGUAGCCAUGUGGCUCAGGACCAAUGGCACAAAUUGGUUGGAAUCAGUGAAAUAGAGCAGCAAUAACAGGAAAUGGUGCGAGAAAUAAACGCACUAUAUCUAUUACCAAUGAUUUAUGAGAGAGUAUGGCACUGUGAAAUUGAGAAACCCCAACCAAACAAAUCCUGGAAAAUCACAAAACCUUAUCAUAUCAGGGAAGUUGUUCCAACAGCCUUUUCUGCAGCUUCAGUAGGCCCCUCUGUGUGUCAAUAUUGGAUUUAAUGGGUUGAAUGGUUUGAAUGGAUUGAAUGGAUUGGAUGGAUUGAAUGGAUUGUAUGAGAACUUCACAAAUCAGCUUAGACAUUUGGAAGCUUGGGACAGAGUGGAACCGUGGUUUUAUGGCAUAUUUCAUGUCAGGUUCCCCCAGCUUUUUAUGGACACAGAAAGAACUGACAUCAGUUCUCUCAAUACUUAACUGCAAGGCUGUGAAUAAAAAUAAAAUAUGUUUCCACCCCCACGCUCCAGAAUUAGUUUUAAACCUUGAAUAAAUUUGACCAGUAAGACUAUAACCUGCUGAAAAAAAAACCAGCAGCUGGUAGCUGGUUGACCAGUUAAGGCCAGCUCCCAGCUCAACAUGGUUUUGUAAGUUGACCAUGACCAGUUCAGCUCCCAGCUUGACAUGAUGUUACCAGUUCAAGCUAUGUUUUGACCAGCUGCCAGUUCAGAUAAGCUACCAGCAUACCCAGCUAGACCAGCUUCAUAACGCUUCACCAUGCUGGUUGACCAGCUCAUACCCAUGUAGACCAGCUUCAUGACCAGCUUGGUCAUGCUGGUUGACCAGCUCAUAUGCAACUAGAUCAGCUUAUGACCAGCUCAGUUUUCAAGUUGGUCUCCCUGGUAUAGCUGGACUUUACAGCAUGGUAUGGCAUGCUGUAUCAGUGAUCACACAACGGUGAUCCAAUGAUUUUUUUAUGUUUAGUAAAUUGCUUAUCUAAAUAAUUAAUUUGAGCGAACACCUCAUGGAGCA
Molecule: messenger RNA, 2929 nt
Organism: Conger conger (European conger)
Lineage: Eukaryota; Metazoa; Chordata; Actinopteri; Anguilliformes; Congridae
Product: cytochrome P450 4V2
Exons: 11
Coding region: 12-1586 (524 amino acids)
Molecular function (GO): oxidoreductase activity, acting on paired donors, with incorporation or reduction of molecular oxygen; iron ion binding; monooxygenase activity
Source: RefSeq, a predicted model, not a curated record